AUGUCAACUUCGAAGCCAACCGUGCGCGAACCUUUGAACACACGCCAACGAACUAUUCUUAUCACGUUCUACAAUCAAAAUCCAUAUCCAUCAGCAAGUGAACGUUAUCAACUUGCGCAAAGCACUGGUCGAACCUUGAAACAAAUCCAAGACUGGUUUUCAAAUCGUCGACGUAAUGAUUCGAAACUAGCAUCGGGCAAAACAGCAUCGGUUGCAAUGCCUCCUCUUCCUGUUCAACCACCGGCACCGAUACAAACAGUUUAUUAUUACCCGCCGCCACCAUCGAUUUGUCCAUGUUGCUUUUCUAAUCCAACAGCUCCUUUACUCGAUCCACAAUCAUUUUAUUCUCCAUGUUCAACAUAUUAUUAUUCUCCAUCGGACACGUUUCACUAA
Molecule: messenger RNA, 393 nt
Organism: Adineta ricciae
Lineage: Eukaryota; Metazoa; Rotifera; Eurotatoria; Adinetida; Adinetidae
Source: the annotation of a GenBank genome assembly